Messenger RNA from Aspergillus tanneri, 699 nucleotides. It is a transcript of the gene pre3, whose product is annotated as proteasome core particle subunit beta 1. The record is from RefSeq and is a predicted model, not a curated record. Gene Ontology annotation, molecular function: threonine-type endopeptidase activity. Gene Ontology annotation, cellular component: proteasome core complex. Lineage: Eukaryota; Fungi; Ascomycota; Eurotiomycetes; Eurotiales; Aspergillaceae. The transcript is spliced from 5 exons. The coding region runs from base 1 to 699 and encodes 232 amino acids.
AUGGUUGGUCACGGCGUCACAGGGAUGCUCGGAGAAGAUGGCAUUCAUGUGGACAUGAACCACCUCAAGAGCGGUGAGGUCAACCUAGGUACCUCAAUCAUGGCAAUCAACUUCAAGGAUGGCGUUAUUCUAGGCGCCGACAGCCGAACGACGACCGGUGCUUAUAUUGCCAAUCGAGUUACGGACAAACUGACGCAGGUACAUGAUACCAUUUGGUGCUGCCGGUCCGGAUCAGCUGCAGAUACUCAGGCCGUAGCAGACAUCGUCUCCUACCACCUCAACAUGUACUCUAUUGUCAACAACGAAGCUCCGAGCACUCAAGUUGCUGCGUCACUGUUCCAGGAGCUGUGUUAUGAAAACAAGGAUAUGCUGAGCGCGGGAAUCAUCAUUGCGGGAUAUGACCCCCGACACGGUGGUCAAGUGUACUCGAUACCUUUGGGCGGAUCCCUACACAAACAAGCUUAUUCCAUUGGUGGGUCAGGCUCGACCUAUAUCUACGGCUACUGCGAUGCGCAUUGGAGGGAGAAUAUGACGGAGGAAGAAGGGAUCAACUUUGUCCGAGCAGCGUUGCGGGAGGCGAUCAAAUGGGAUGGUAGCUCGGGAGGUGUAAUCCGCCUGGUAGUGCUGACAGCCAAGGGAGCGGUGAGACACCUUUAUCUGCCAGAUACAGACUACACUGGCCCGGGGGUGACCAAAUGA